CUUGUGCCAAAUAUUUUAAGCUAGAACAACUUGUUUCUUUCCUGAAACAUGUAAAUGUUUCUAGUGAGACCCUCUCUAUUUUAGAAGUUCCUCAAACUUUUAAAAGCUCUGAUCUAAUUAUCCAGCUACCUUAACUCUGUUGGUUGUCUCUCCUGUUAUCCUCUGCCUGUACAAUGUGCUUUUCCCUUCAAUUUGAGAGAGGACAAAGUCUACGGCUUGAGCAGUAGCACUAACUAAACCUAUAGGGCAGUCACUUUCCUCUCUAGCCCCUGGCUCUAACUAGACUAGGCAGGAGUCUAAUAAAAUAUAAGGAGCAAAUAUUAUGGCAGUUCUACAGCUGGCUUUAAAUUCCAGUUGGGACCUAAAAUGGCUGUGGAAAAAUAAGAACUAAAUUGGACCAGCUGUUGUACAUAAAACUGGAAGGCAGAAGCUCUGUCUGUGUAUGUAGAAAUCCAGUUUGGGAGAGUAAAUUAGAAAAAGAUUUUAAUACUGGCUUCCACUGUAGCUAAACAAUUCCAGCUUGGGCUUGUCUGGCCUCCCUGCAGGCAUGUCAGGGGAGUGGGGAGCAAGUGGCAUAGGCACCAGCCUCUGAAACUGAAGAUCUGACAAUUAUAGGGCAACAGGUGAGGAAGGGCAGCUGGGGAGAUGCUGCAGUGACUUGCCUAGUGCAGAGCUCCACCCCCUCUCAUUACAGCCCUGGGUGCAGUAAAAAUGAACCCCCCAAAACCUUAUUUGAUCAUCUGCAGAAGUUUUUUUAAAAAGGGGGGGAGGGGAGGAAAAAAAUCCCUUCAGCUAAAUGGGGCAGAUGUCACUGGCUCUGCUUCUGUUUCCACUUGCACCAAAGCUUUCUAAGGAUCAAAGGACAAGGAAUUUUGGUGCUGUAGCUACAGGCCCAAGCCUCAGCCUCCUGGGCCCUGGACAAAGCUGCACUUUCCCCCAAAGAGCUUUCAGUCCCAGUGUAAGAUGAGAAGUCAUUAGGUGUUGGAGAGCACAGGAAACACACACUCAUAGAACAGAGGGUAUUUUUCUAUGCUGUGCUGGUUUCUGCUUGCCUUCUAGCUCAAGCUCCUUGGUGUGAUUUCUAGGCCUUUGCAUAGACCUGCUCUUCAUCACUAGUCUUUGCCCUAUCUCUCCACGCAUUUCAUUUCUUCCACCACCUCAUGCCUGACCACUUGAGGACUCCUAUGCUUGCUUGUUUUCCUGUAGAAAAAUGACUUUGAGGGGGAAGCAAAGGGAAGCCACAGAAGCAGUCAUGCAAGCCGCCCUGGCAGUAUGUUUCGGGUGCACAGGGCACCCAUCAGAGAUAAAUUACUGAGGGGGUGGCGGCAGGACUAGGGAAGACACCUAGUGGCUCCUACUGUGGGACGGGCUCAGCUGCUAGUCCUGGCUGGGCUGGGGAGGACAGGACAUCCUCUUCCGCUGCAUGGCAGCCGGGGCUGAGUUAGACUGACUCCCAAAUUUCUCCCCUGGCUGUAGGAAGCGCUACAAACUACCCUGUUCUUCCUGCACCCAUCGCUUCUCAGCUGCAGGGGGAGGGAUCCCUGUACAGGGAGCUGCUCCCCCAUCUGCUCAAGCCCCAUGCAUCCAGACCCCCUCAUACCCAGUCCCUCCCACUGAGCUUCAUCCCCCCCUGCACUCAGAACCCCCCCAGAUGAGCUGCACUUACCCUGCACCUGUACCACCCCAACAGAUCCCCACCUUACUAAGCUCCUACCAGUUGCACCUGGAUCCCAACACUAAUGUGCCCCACUCCCCCGAUUCCCCUGGUGAGCCCUAACCACCUUCACCUGGACCCCCCCUCCUGCAGAGUCCCAUUAUUGUUGUACCCAGAACCCCCCAACAAGCCCCUGUGCAUCCAGAUUCCCCAAACACAUGGAUUUCCCCCCACUGGGCUGCCUGAACCCAGAAAGGCCCUUCACACUUGGAUCCUGCCUGCCCACACCCCCUGUAGAGGGGCAGGGCUCUGGGGUGUUUCUGGGCAGGCCCUUGCUCUGUGUCAGGGCUGCGUCCAGCCUCACCGCUGAGACUGUGUCCCAGGAGGGGGAAUCUGCACAGUGAUCGCCCGCCUCUGUGCAGCCACUGGCCUGUGGUCUGCAAUGCCAUGCUGGAGCCUCCACAUUUAUUUGACAAAAUAUGCAGAAUUUUAAAACGUGUGCAGAAUUUUUAAAUUUUUUUGGCACAGAAUGCCCUCAGGAGUACUCCUUCCAUUAGGCACCUUUCCUGCAUGCAGGGGUGCUGAGAGCCACUGAACCAAACUGUAAACCCAGAGAGUAUGGAAACCAUUUCAAGCCAGCCCCUGCAGCGGCACCACCCCCUAGUUCCCGCCUGUAUUCUUUUGUAUACUUUUGCCUGUAUUCUCACAAGCCGUGCCCAAGGGCCUGAUUCUGCCUCUCCCACGCUCACGUGCUUCAGUGGGACCCAUUUCCUUGCAUUGUAAACUCUUGGGAGAGGGACUCAGCCUUUGGGUAAGGCUUUGCCAUCAGUGCUCACCCAAUAAAGCACUUCGCUGAACCCAGCCACUCAAGGAACUAGGAAAGAGCCGAAGCCCAGCUGGUUUCUCCAAGCUUGUGCUUUCCCUCUGCCGUACGGGGACACCUAGAGGCUGCUCUGGGGAUCCCUCCAAGACAUUUGGGGUUGGCUUUUGCUGGGUGGGGUAAACUCAUCGUUGCCAACUCUACGAAGAUUUUUAUCACAAGUUCCAAGCUGUGGGGUAUUUCUCAACACCCCAGUACCUGGAGGAACACCACGGGGGGAGACUCCGCUGUCAUUUAAAAAAAACAUUUUUAGGCCUCACAAUUGUAGAGAAACUUCGAGCCAUGACCUGUAUGUGCCCAAACAGCUGGAAAGCAAACACCAAAACAUAUGAUUUGGGGGGCCUGGCUCGUGGCUAUUGAGGACUGGCACUCUAGUUAUCUUAAGUCUUUUGCUCCAGCUUCUGCCCCCGACCCCGUAUCUUCCUUCCUUCCCCCAUUGUCCUCUCCCGCCCCUCCCCUCGCCCUGCUCAGGAUAAGGCAGCAGGCCCCUUCCUCUCUGGGCUCCUGAUGCCUGGGUCCUCCUGAGACCUUCCCGUGCAGCUGGCUCUGGUGUGGAGCCGGCUGCGCGCCAGGAGCUGCCCCAAGAGCCGGCGGGGUCGGUGACUUUGGGGCUCCGGAAAUGGCAGCGGGAUGUGCCGGGUGCAGGCCGAGCAGCCGGUGCCCCUGGUCUAAGUUAGUCCUGCACCCGACCCCGGUGGGACCUAGGGCUGCAGCCAGCAUGUGAACGCUGGCCCCGGGAGCGCUGCAACGCCCUGCCCGCCGCUCGCGGGCAACCUGCGCAGGCGCAGUGGACAGACGCUGUGCCCCACCCGCCAGCGCCCCGACCCUAGCGGAGCAUGCGCAGUUGUUGGGCUAAGGAGCGGCGGGCGGGGAGCUGACGCACGCGCUGUGGGACGCGGAGAGGCGCAUGCGCAGAGCUGUGGCUGCGUGCCCGCGAGCGGGAGCUGAGCCCUACGGCAGCCGCCAUCUUGUCCCCGCUCCGUUCCUCGUCUUCGGCAUGAGGCUGCCGCGGCGGGGCCCGCCCCCCCCGCUCCUCCUCCCCCUCCCCUUCCUGCUGCUCCUGGGCCCCGCCCGCCCCUUCAAGCUCAACGUGCCCAAGGUGCUGCUGCCCUUCAGCCGGGAGCGCCACGUCCCCUUCGUGCUGGAGGCCGAGGGCGGCUGCUACUCCUGGUAUUCCACACGUCAUGAUACAGUCACCAUUGAGCCAAUUUACGAGAAUGGUACCACUUGUUCGCAAAAAGCUUUGCUGUCUACUCAGUCUACACAGGCCACAAAGCUAAGCAGCGUUGUUAUAGCUGAGGAACUUGUGACAGGCCAUUUACUGCGUUGUGACAUCAUUGUCGAUAUGAUAAACAGUAUUGAAAUUAUCUCCCGAACCCGAGAAAUAUAUGUGGAAGAUUCUCCACUUGAAUUAACCGUGAGAGCUCUGGAUGUUGAAGGAAACACAUUCAGUAGUUUGUCAGGAAUGACAUUUGAGUGGAGCAUUGCUAAGGAUGAUGACAUGGAAGGCUUAGAACUGUCUAGCAAAAUUAGGAUUUUAAAAUACUCUGAAGCAGAGUAUUCCCCACCAGACUACAUUGUCGAGAUGGAACGAGCAGGAAAACAAGGGGAUAGGAUUCUGGUAUCAGGUAUCAAAACUGGUGCAGCUAUCAUAAAGGUCCGAAUUCAGGAACCAACUUAUAAGAAAGUAGCUGCUGCACUGGUGCGUCUGUUGGUUCUGGAGAAUAUAUUCCUAAUGCCAUCCUAUGACAUUUACCUUCUGGUUGGAGCCUACAUUAAGUACCAAGUUGCUAAAAUUGUACAGGGAAAGAUCACAGAAGUAGAGUUGCCUCUUGAACAUUAUGAGCUUGAACUGCGUGACCCCAUUGUUGCUCCUGGUGGAUCUGAUCUUACUCCGGUGGCCAAACUGGAUGUGGACACAGCCACUGUGACAGCAGUGCAGUUAGGACAGAUUAGUCUGGUCUUUGUUCAUAAAAAUAUUCACAUGCGAGCUGCAUCUGGACUUCCAAACUGCACUGUCUAUGUUGUAGAAGCUGGGUUUCUAGGUUUCACUGUUCAGCCAGGAGACAGGUGGGUUCUAGAAGUGAAGCGAGCAUAUACAGUCACUGUUGAGGUGUAUGAUAAAUCCAGCACUAAAGUUUAUUUAUCUGAUAACCUCAGAAUAACUCACCAGUUUCCCAAGGAGUAUUUUGAAGAGUUCUUGUCUUCUGUUAAUGGUUCUUAUCAAAUAGUUCAAGUUCUGAAGGAGGGCAUCACAGUAAUAAAAGCUGCCCUAGUGUCAGUUCUUCUACAGGCUGGCUCUGAGGAUUACUUGCCUGUCCCAAUCAGCCAUGAACAGGAGGUGAAGAUUUACUUCCCCAUCAAGCUGACGCCCUCCUUCCUUGCAUUUCCACACCAUCCGAUGGCAAUCUUGUAUCGGUACAAAGUUCAGGUAAAAGGAGGCAGUGGCAAUUUCACAUGGACCUCUUCUAAUCAGACUGUAGUCACAGUCACCAUCAAAGGAGUAGUGACUGCAGGGGUGGUCAGAGGGCAGAGCACAGUACAGGCCAGAGAUGUGCAGAACCCCUUCCAUUAUGGAGAAAUAAAGGUGUAUGUCUUGAAACUGACAAAGAUGGAGAUUUUGCCAUUUCAUGCAGACAUUGAGAUUGGCCAAGUUUUGGAAGUUCCCCUCAUGAUGUACCACACCGAUAGGGAGACAAGGGAGACCAUUGCUUUUACUGACUGCUCCCUCUUAGCCCUGGACAUAAGCAUGGAUAAGCAAGGAGUCUUCAUCCUUGCUGAAGAGGGUAAUGAGAAACCUGGCCUGACAUUCUGCUCCAGUAUUCAGUUAGCAGCGAAGUCCUUGGGACACACUUUAGUAACGUUGAGCGCGACAGCGUACCAGGAGUAUUUUGAAACCAGUGCCACAUUUGCUGCUUAUGAGCCUCUCAAGGCUCUAAACCCAGUGGAGGUGGCAUUGGUGACUUGGCAGUCAGCGAAGCAGAUGGUAUUUGAAGGCGGGCCGGGGCCAUGGGUUUUGGAACCAUCUCGUUUCUUCUUGGAAUUGACUGUGGAGCAUGAGGAAAAAAUUGAGGUUACACAGAUCCGACUGCCAACUAAAAGGAAACAGAACCAGUACAUUUACCGGAUUUUGUGCCUGGAGCUGGGGGAGCAGGUGCUUAUGCUCCAAGUAGGUAAUCAACCAGGAGUCCUGAACCCUAGUCCUGCCGUGGAAACUGUGCAGGUGACUUUCAUUUGUGCUCAUCCAGCCAGUAUGUCUGUGACUCCAGUGUACAAGAUAGCUGCAGGUGCUCAGCCUUGCCCGUUGCCUCAGCACAACAAACAGCUGAUCCCCGUGUCCAGUUUGAGGAAUACAGUUUUGGAGUUGGCCGUGUUUGAUCAGCACCGGCGGAAGUUUGACAACUUUAGCUCCCUGGUGCUGGAGUGGAAAUCAGCCAAUGAAACUCUCGCACACUUUACUGACUCAAAGUCCAUGCAGAUGGUAGCAAAGGAUGAUGGGAGUGGACAGACCAGAUUGCACGGGCAUCAGCUCCUUGAGGUGCACCGCAUCAAAGGGACUAUUCUGAUUGGAGUCAGCUUUGUGAAGUAUUCAGAGAGAGGCAGUCCAAGAGAAGUAUCUAACUUGCCAACCUCCACGGCUGUGGAGUUGUUACUGGUAGAGGAUGUGACGGUGGUGCCAGACAAUGCCACUAUCUAUAAUCAUCCUGCUGUGAAGGAAAUAUUUGAUCUAGUGGAAGGAUCUGGGUACUUCUUGGUCAACAGCAGCAAAGAGGAGAUCGUAAACACUACAUACCUGGAAGCAGAGAGUGCCAUCGAGAUUGUCCCUUUGCAUCCUGGAUCUCUAACCUUGGAGGUCUACGAUCUCUGUCUGGCAUUUCUGGGACCAGCUACAGUCUAUCUACAUGUGUCUGAUAUGCAUGAGUUGGAGGUGGAUCUCAUUGAUAAGAUCGAGAUUGGCAAAUCUGUCCUAGUCAGCGUGCGAGUCCUUGGUUUUCAUCGACAUCCAUUCAGGAGUAAAUAUUUCAAGUACAUGAAGCUCAAACUGCAGGCAGCAUCUGCUAUUGUUACACUUGUGCUAAUGGAGGAAGUGCGUGAAUACUCUGAAGUUUACGUACUCCGAGCUGUCGCAAUAGGCCAGACAACCUUGGUGGCUACAGCCUGGGACAAGAUGGGAAGAAAAUUCACUUCUUCUCCUCGGAAGGUUGAAGUCUUUCCUCCAUUCAAACUCAACCCAGAGGAAAUGACCCUCAUUCCACACAACAUGAGGCAGGUGAUGUCAGAAGGUGGCCCACAGCCACAGUCCAUCAUUCACUUCUCUAUCAGUAACCAGACUGUGGCUGUAGUUAACAGGCUGGGCCAGGUGAUGGCUAAGGCAGUUGGAACAGCCAUAAUACAGGGUACCAUUCAGGCGGUCAGUGAAGACACAGGAAAAGUAAUAGUUUUCUCAAAGGGUCAAGUGGGAUUGGAAGUAGUUCAGCUGAGAGCAGUAAGAAUUCAUGCACCUGCCACUAGGCUUAUAACAGCCACCAAGAUGCCUGUUUAUGUCAUGGGGCUGACCAGCACUCUGACUCCAUUUUCCUUUGGUAAUGCCAACCCAGGGCUGAUAUUCCACUGGUCAAUGAGUAAACGGGAUGUUCUGGACCUUCUCCCCCGACACUCAGAGGUUUCCCUGCAGGUUCUACCCGAGAAUAACUUUGCUAUGGUUGUACAUACUAAGGCAGCUGGGAGAACCAGUAUUAAAGUGACAGUGCAAUGUCUGAAUGUAUCCGCCGGUCAGUUUGAAGGAAACAUGGCUGAACUCUCAGAUGAAGUACAAAUAUUGGUGUUCGAUAAGCUUCUACUUUUCUCUCCUGAGUGCCCUGCAGAGCAGAUUCUGAUGUCCACAAACUCACAGCUCAAGCUGUAUACAAACAGGGAGGGGGCGGCGCUUGUGAGCUCUCAAAUCCUGCAAUGUUUCCCCAACUCUUCCGUCAUUGAGGAGCAUGGCCAGGGACUCCUGAGAGCAGGAGCUGUAACAGGCACUGCAGUGCUAGAAGUAACUUCUCUAGAACUCUUUGGAGUCAACCAGACAGUCAUAACCGGGGUCCGGGUGGCUCCAGUGUCAUACCUGAGGAUAAGCACCAGUCCCCAACUCUACACCAUUAGCAGCACAUCUCUGAUGGCAUUUCCUCUGGGGAUGGCUCUUACUCUCACAGUCCAGUUCUAUGACAAUAUUGGGGAAAAAUUCCAUGCCCAGAACACCCAGCUUUACCUGGCUUUGAACAGAGAUGACCUGCUGCUAAUCAGACCUGGGAAUAAGAAUUACACAUACGUUGCUCAGGCUGUGAACAGAGGAGUGACACUGUUGGGAAUCUGGGAUGAGAAGCACCCAGGCAUGGCUGAUUAUAUCCACGUGCCUGUGGAGCAUGUCAUUGAGCCAGACCUCUCAGAGCCCAUUGCAGUCGGAGAUGUGAUCUGUUUCAGCACACCCCUUGUAAACCAAGAAGGUGAACCUGGGCUGUGGCAAGUCUCCCCCACUGGCAUUCUUGAGACAGACCCUUUGAGUGGAGCAACGUUUGUGAAGAAUGCUGGGACAGCUACAAUCUUUCAUGACAUCCCAGGGACAGUGAAAACAUACAGAGAGGUAGUUGUCAAUGGUUCAUCAAGAUUAAGCCUCCACCUUGGUCCCAAAAGCUACCUAACCAAUACUCCUGAGUCUUCUGAAGUCUGGGUUUUCGUUGCCACAGGCAGGGCAGGAACAAGCCUCAGAGGCCCAUGCAGCCCCAGUCAGGUUUAUGCAGCCACUAAUCUGCUGCGCCCAGAGUCUCACCUGCUGUGUCAAGUGGAGUUCAGCAGCACAGUGCUGGAUAUUCCAGCAAGUAAAGUCUUCCAUGUCCGCUCACACUUCAGUAUUGACAAAGGUCUCUAUGCCUGCAUAAUCACUGCUAAACCCCAGUCUGAUGAAGUCCUGCUGGCUUUGAGUUUUGCUGAGGCCUCUGUAUAUGUGAUGGUCUGUCUCUUCAGUGAACAAAGCAAGGAUGGAAUGCAAAGAAUCCUAGUUCCCUUCCUCCCUGCAUUUUACCUCAACCAGUCUGAAUUGGUUUUUAGCAGCAAACAACUAAAUGGCAAGAUCAGAGUGCUGGGAGCUGAGAAAGUGUUAGAAAAGCUGGAGGUCCACCCCAACUCUCCUGUGAUAAUAGUGAGGCAGCCUGAACAUUCGCCCAACAUGCCUGGACUUGUCUUCUACCCAGUUAGUGUGGUCAAUCUCACAUCUCUCCACCAGAUGGCAACCCCCGUCUUUAUCAAUGUCUCUUGUAUUCUCACAGGCCAAAGAGUUGCUAUAGCCGUGAGAGUUCUGGCAGGGCAGCAUCUGUUUAGUCAGUGCAAUGAAGCAGGAAUUGUCCAACAGCUCAUGGGCUCUUACCAGAUCCUUCUCUUCACCCUCUUUGCUGUUCUAGCAUCAACAGCUGUAAUCUUUCUCACAUACAAUGCCUUUCUGACCAGAGUGCAGACUGUACCUAUUGUGUAUGUUCCUACCUCAGCUACACCUCAGACAGGGUAUUCAUAUCCUCCUGUUGGUACUCAGCAACACAAUGAAAGAAACAGGACGCAGCUAUGGCUUUGGAGUGUACGGAGAAGGCAUGUUUGAAGGAAGUACCUGUUUGUACAAUAAUAAAUGUCUAGCGAAGCAUGA
Chelonia mydas (Green sea turtle) is the source of this 9207-nucleotide messenger RNA. RefSeq names its product nucleoporin 210 like (gene NUP210L). NCBI's taxonomy places the organism in Eukaryota, Metazoa, Chordata, Testudines, Cheloniidae. Gene Ontology annotation, cellular component: nuclear pore. The coding region runs from base 3442 to 9162 and encodes 1906 amino acids. The transcript is spliced from 40 exons. The record is from RefSeq and is a predicted model, not a curated record.